AUGGACGUGUCGAAAUUUGACACUAUGGAAAAUAACGAAGUGCGGAGUUUCCUAGACACCUUGAAGUGCAAUUUGCGAUCAGUAGUCCCUCUCGGAGUUCAAACCGAACUUCUCCCACCUCUUCUAAUUUCAUUGCUUAUGAGGAAAACGCCGAAAAAGUUAAUUGAAAAAUUCAAGUUCAAGAUCAAAGACGUCGAGGAAUUUUCUCUUAAAACGUAUCUAGAGUUAUAAUAAUAAAAUAAUGAUAAAACUUUAAUAGUAACAUCCUCAACGGGCUUUGAGAAACUAUUUACAAAUGAAUGUGAAUAAACUUAAAAAAAGAGUAAGAUAGUAAAACAUCCUCCAAGUGUUGAAGAAAUAACCUACUCAAUAUGUUAUGAUAAAAUUACAAAAGUUGCACACAUGUCCAAUAUACACAAACAGAUACGAUUCGUCAAACCGAUGGUCUAUUAGUACCAAUGGUACAAUUGGUACCAAUAGAAAGGGAUGUCAUUCAAAUUCUUCUAUUGGUGAACAAAAACAGGUCGAGAUGCAAACAUGUUACGAGAAUUCUUCGUUCUAUCAGCCAUCUAUACAUAACAAGUUCGCUUUUACUCCAAGUAGAAAAGCGCUAAUAGUUGUUAUGAAUAUUCCUCCCUCUAUAAGCCAGCCACGCAAAACAAUUUCACUCUCACACAAAGUAGAAACGCGCUAAUAGUUACAAAGCGAGGUCGAACUAACGCUAACAGUAAUUGCCAACAGUUAUAACAUAGCGAGGUCGAAAUACAAGCAUGCCAUGUGUAUUCUUCGUUCUAUAAGCUAUCUAUGCAAAACAAGUUCGCUUUUACACCAAGUAAAAACGCGCUAUACACAGACAGAUACGAUUCGUCAAACCGAUGGUCCAUCGGUACCAAUGGUAGGAUUGGUACCAAUAGAAAAGGACGUCAUUCCAAUGGUUCUGUUAGUUAGUAUGCACCUCAUUAAGGGGACUUUGAUUAUUUUUGCCUGUGACCUAGCUGGGCACAGGGAAAUUCCGAUGGUCCAUUGGUAUCAAUGGUACGAUUGGUACCAAUAGAAAAUGAUUUUGCUUUGAUGGUUUAUAGAACAAAGAAUACACAUGACAUGAUUGUAUUUCGACCUCGCUAUAUUACUAGUUAUAGCUAUCGCUAAGUGCCAACGAGCAAAGAUUUUACCUAUAAGCGCGCGCUGUUGAAUUUGUGUAGAAAUGUCAUGAAAUACAGUAAUUAAUGAAAGAUAGAUUGAACUUAAUUUGAUUGCAUUGAAAAUAGUGCAAACUUAAAGCAAGGGGCACACAUACACCAACCCACGGCAUGCGCACAGCCAUAUCAUGCGGCCUGUGGCAGUAUGGCAAAGCUGUUGCCGUUGGAGCCUGAACGUGGAAAACUCGCGUCCCAAAAACCCCUUACUGCCGAGGUGACUGCAACCCACGGCCUGGCCAUUACCUUACGCAAGCGCACGGCCAUAUCACGCGGGCAGUGGAAGCCAUGGACAGUUGUUUCGCCCUUACUUGGGCUCAUCAGCAUGGCAUAGUCGUCGGUCAGUGACCGGGAAAAACCGGUUUUUUUUGUUUUUUUUCGUAUUUUGGCAGUCCAAGAGGCGCGGUGCGAUGCCCCAAGGCCAUGAAAACAAAGGGAACGAAAGGAUCCGACAAAAAGAAAAACAAACAAGGUGUGUGA
Messenger RNA from Porites lobata, 1676 nucleotides. Lineage: Eukaryota; Metazoa; Cnidaria; Anthozoa; Scleractinia; Poritidae. The record is from the annotation of a GenBank genome assembly.